AGACAAUACGAUUUGUGGCUUGCGGUAAAAGAAAGUCCAGAAGAUCAAUUAUUUGUGGCUCUGAAUCGUAGCCGUCGCCAACUUGCACAAUACUACAGCAUCGAGUUAGGAUCAGUUAAUUUUAACCCACCGCUCCACCAAGAUGCCGACCAUCGUUCCCACCUGUCCCGAGGGGAUGGCGUUUGAACCAGACCCUGUGUCCGACUGUAUGUCGUGUGGUCUGUGUGUGCAGUUUCCUAACACAGGGAUAUGUUCUACACAGAAAUGCAUAGAUUUUCUGCGAAAACCAGUGACGGAAGCGCUACAAUCAUCUACUCAGAAAUGGAUCACAGACAUAACACCAACCGAGCAAACUGUGUGGGUUCCCGUGUGGAUUGUGGCGGUAUGCCUGGGUAUACUGCUUGUCGUGGUGGUGGGAGCUGUGGUCUGGGCGGUUUGUCUCCGGAAGAAGAAACAACAGGCCGAGGUUAUCUUGGGCAACCACGAAAGUAAGACUUUAAACAUAUUUGACAACAUCGCAAGUAUAGUAAUAUGA
Branchiostoma floridae (Florida lancelet) is the source of this 535-nucleotide messenger RNA. RefSeq lists its product as uncharacterized. Bases 143 to 535 code for a protein of 130 amino acids. The transcript has 3 exons. The record is from RefSeq and is a predicted model, not a curated record. Lineage: Eukaryota; Metazoa; Chordata; Leptocardii; Amphioxiformes; Branchiostomatidae.